This is a messenger RNA of Sinocyclocheilus anshuiensis, 751 nucleotides long. It is a transcript of the gene tmem216, whose product is annotated as transmembrane protein 216. The record is from RefSeq and is a predicted model, not a curated record. Gene Ontology annotation, biological process: non-motile cilium assembly. Gene Ontology annotation, cellular component: ciliary transition zone. NCBI's taxonomy places the organism in Eukaryota, Metazoa, Chordata, Actinopteri, Cypriniformes, Cyprinidae.
GGACGGCUGAUGGUUGUCUCCGCCCACAGUAUGCCGUUUCCAUGACAAUUCAACAUGGCCGCGCACGGAAGACAACCUGUCUUGUCCUCCACACCACUGCAGAUCCUGUUUCAUUUGAAUGGCUGGUAUUUUGCAGCGUUCUUCAUCGCUGAGAUUCUUAUGUUUAUCUACAAAGGGGUGAUCCUCCCUUACCCACAAGCCAAUCUGAUAUUGGAUGUUGUCCUGCUGCUCCUCUUCUUGGGCCUGGAAACCCUCAGACUCUUCUACGGCUGGAAGGGGAACCUGUGUCAGCACUCUCUGGCUCUGUUUGUGAGUGUUGCUGUUCUGGUGCCCUGUGCAGUGCUAAGCGUCUACUACCUUCUGCUGCAGACCUUUGUGUUACGGCUGGAGUUUGUGCUCAAUGCUGUGCUGCUCUGCUUCUACAGCUUUGAGCUGGUUCUGGGGCUCAUGACCAUCUUGGUUUUUUCAAGGGCCAACAUUUAUUAAGUUCAUCUGUUUUUUGAUGUCAGAAUGAAAACACUGAACAGAAUAAGCUUGCAGUCUUUCAAACUGAGAGCUGUCAACAGUUACCUUUUUUACAAUACAUGUAAGUUACAUAAAACAGACAUUUCAUUUGUACAGUUUUUCAAACAAAUAGAUUAAGCAUCUUUAUUAAAUAGAUCUUGAGAUGUUAUAAAAGCUAUUUCCAGUGUGCACAGAUUUUUUUUAAAUAAUGUGUUGUUAAUUGCAAUGUAAAUGUAUUUAUGUAAAU